This is a messenger RNA of Salvia miltiorrhiza (redroot sage), 1094 nucleotides long. Its product is annotated as GCN5-related N-acetyltransferase 6, chloroplastic-like. The record is from RefSeq and is a predicted model, not a curated record. Lineage: Eukaryota; Viridiplantae; Streptophyta; Magnoliopsida; Lamiales; Lamiaceae. The transcript is spliced from 9 exons. Gene Ontology annotation, molecular function: acyltransferase activity, transferring groups other than amino-acyl groups. Bases 132 to 896 code for a protein of 254 amino acids.
CGAAACUUAUAAAUUCUGUGAAAUAAACUAAGUCGAAUGCAGCUGAAACCAUUCAACAUAGUCCAAAACUUGAAGAGGAGCGACAGCUGGUUGGUUAGAAAGGAAAGACCCGAAAAAGAAACUUGUGAUUCAUGUCGACGAUUGCUCUACACAGACCAAAUUUCUCAAGAAGAUGGAGAAUGGUGCAGGCUUCUGCAAGCAAGGGUGCAGGCUUCUUGAAGAAAUUUACUCCUUCAAACAUCAUAUUCGACACACCGCGUGAAGCUCGACACCAUGAGGAAUACUGGAUGGCCGCUUGGCUGAGAGCAGAGAGCCACUGGGAAGGCCGAGAAAAUGAACGAUAUGCUGAGAGUAACAGAAGAAAAUUCGCCCAACAGGAGUUGAAUGCGAUGACAAGGAGAUACAACUCAAAACUGGGAGAAAAGUGCAUGUGUAUUGUGAUGGGCGAUGUUGAUGGAGAAGAUGAGGCGAAGAAGGAAGAUGGAGAGCUAAAACAUAGCAUAUUGAAAAGUGUAGCUGGAACCUUGGACUUGAGCAUUCAACAUUUGUCACAUGGACAAACCUUUCCAGGGGAAAGGCUGAAGCAUCCUCUUGUGUGCCUCUUGGAUAGAAAAAGCUCAAUCUGCUACGGCUAUAUUGCAAAUUUAUGCAUCGCUAAAUCUGCACGCCGCCAGGGUGUUGCUACCACCAUGCUAAGAUAUGCCAUUUCCGCUGCCAACUCCAAUGGUGCAGAAAAAGUUUUCGUACAUGUCCACCGUCACAAUAAACCUGCUCGAAACUUGUAUCAGAAGAUCGGCUUUCAGGUUGUUGAUGCAGCAAGUUUUCAACUUUACGUGGAACAAACCUACUUAUUAUGCCUUGACGUUUCAAGUUGUGAUGUUCGCCUUUCCAUCUAACGUCGAAGAUGAGCUUUGAUAAGUUAUAGUAUUUCAUUCCUUCUUUAAAAUUAUAUAUAUAUAUUUUUUUUUUAUUUUUUGAUACGUUUCAUAAAUAUAUGUAAUUUCUAUCUUCAAAUAUUAUCUCAUAUAUAAUUUGACAAUUUUAUUCUUAAUGUAAGACUCUUUCUCCAUUAUUAAUACCCUCAAUAUGAGAUA